Messenger RNA from Dufourea novaeangliae, 4509 nucleotides. It is a transcript of the gene plx, whose product is annotated as TBC1 domain family member 1. The record is from RefSeq and is a predicted model, not a curated record. Lineage: Eukaryota; Metazoa; Arthropoda; Insecta; Hymenoptera; Halictidae. Bases 89 to 3955 code for a protein of 1288 amino acids. The transcript has 15 exons.
GCAGAAACCCCGCGAAAAUCGUCGAGGUCGUCGCAUUCGAUUUUUCUACCGCCGAUGGGAGUGAAGGGGAAAGUCAAAGGACGGAAAAAUGAUCACCGUGCCGAUAUCCGCUUCCAGUCCUUACGUGAAGGUUACGUCCUACAGCGAUGCGAGCGCCAUUGGCAAAAAGCCUGCAGCUCAGCAAUUCCUGAGAGACAUGAAGGAACAAUCGGCCUCUUCCCGAUUCGAGGGCAGAGAGGUACCCCAACGGUCGCAGAGUAGCGCGGCCAGCCUGAUGUCCUUGGGUGCUGACAUAUCUCCUAGUUCUUCCCAUUUCUUCGAGGUUCUUUACGUCGGGAAAAUUAAAGUAUCGCAUCCGAAGGUAUCGGAGGCCUUUAUCGACGAUGCGCUCGUACGGUUUCGCGUUCACGGUCUCGAGAAAACGAGAUCCUCGGCUAGUAAUCUUCUCGCCGAGUAUCAGCGUCAAUCAAUUUUAACGUCUUCCAAUAACAGAAGAAACAGCACGGAAUCCAGCGCCAGCGAGACAGGAAGUAUAGAAAAUGUCUCGGGAAGCGGCAUCAUAUCACCGAUUAAUCCGCUGGGAGUACACCCGACGCUCACCGGCUCCGUGGAAGCCUUUCCGAAGCCGCAGAACGCCAGCCUCGCGGAGAAAGACGAACACGAGGAAAAUCGGGACACCGCGAACAACAAUUCCAUGCAAGUGCCGGAAGUGAUGCGAAAUCGGGCGUUGUCCACGGGCAGCGUUUUGAAUCCUAGAAGGGAUUCGAUGGCAAGAGGGAGCGACGAGCACAAUCGUACGAUGCUCUUCCAGGUAGGCCGUUACGAUUUGAGAUUGAUCAGUCCGGACAGAAAACAGGUACUCCUUCAUAAGCAACUGAGGGACGUGGCCAGUUGCGUGCAAGGUGUCAGGAACCCGGAGCACUUUGGUUUCAUUUGCAAAGAGAUUAAUAUAGAUUGCUUCAUCGGCUAUGUGUUCAAGUGCCAGUCGGAAUCCGUCGCGGACGACCUUGUCUCUGCUAUUUCGCAAGCAUUCGUUGGCACAUGCGAGGUUCCGCGAAAGGAAAGGUACUCUGUAUUUUCGUGUGAACACUGCCCCAUGUAUUGGUACAACAAACUGUACCAGGAAAUCGACGGACAGAACGAUAGGAGGACUCAGAGCAUAAUUUUCUCGCGAAUGGAACUGCUGCCGGAGGACGAACAGGAGAUGGUAGUGAACAAGUACAAAAGCGCCGAGUCCGCUGGCGGCACCGGGGCAACGUUGCGCGAGCAAAAUCAGUUUUUAAUGAGGCUGCUGCGCGUUCACUGCGAGACGAAGCAAGCCAGGCAUGUUCACGAUACGGCCGAGAAUAGGAGCGAGUUUCUGAAUCAGUACUUAAGCGUGGGCGUUGGAAGCACAAUAUUCAUGAAGGCGAAACGAUCACUUACAAAUAGUUUUGAUAAUCUUAUGAAGAGGAAGGGUUCGCGGGACGACCUUGGUCUUGGCUCGCAUUUAAGUCACACGAGCCACCUGAACACUGUGAUAAAAAGUGGUAGCCAAAGCCCAGAUAUAUCGCGACAGCCAUCGAUAGCGGACAUAUCACCGGACUCCAGUAGACCGAGGUCAUUGAGAGUCUCGCCUGAACAGCAACUGACUGUGAAUACUGGACCAAAGAGUUCUAUGAUGGACAUUUUCCUGAAGGUGGGGAAUUCGCCAAAAAUGUCGCCAACCGAAACAGACGGCAACAACUCGGUACAGUCGAACAGCUCUUGGAGGCAAGCAAUAUUGAAUCGUGUCGUGACUCCGAAUAAAGAUCAGGAGAAGGAGAACGAUAAGUCGGGAAACAUGAUGAACAUCAUGAAGACACCCCAGACACCUGCGAAGCGUAGAACGAAACAGGAAUUGAGAGAUCUCUGGAAGAAAGCGAUUAACCAACAGUUGAUAUUAAUUAGAAUGGAAAAGGAGAACGCGAGGCUCAGGGUACGUCAAGAGGAGGCAACCGUCAAGAGAAUUAAAUUGGAAUACGACGAACUCAGCAGCUGUGCCCGUGAAUUAGUGGAAGUGUGGGAUCUUCUUGUUAGUAAAGAGUCUAGAGUCUCCACAAAGUGUGAUAAUCAAAUGCUUUUACACGCUAUAAAACAAGGUGUACCGAAAGGAAAACGAGGAGAAGUAUGGCAAUUUCUAGCCGAGCAGUUUUGCUUGAAGCAACCGCCAAUAGACACGCGCGAUUUUCCUAACUACAAUACACCGUACGAUCUACUUUUGAAGCAACUUACGUCUCAGCAACACGCUAUUCUUAUCGAUCUGGGGCGAACAUUUCCAAAUCAUCCGUAUUUUAGUUCAGCCUUGGGGCCUGGACAGUUGGCAUUGUUCAACUUAUUGAAAGCUUACUCUCUUCUGGACCAUGAAGUCGGUUACUGUCAAGGACUCAGUUUCGUUGCUGGUGUUCUUUUACUGCACAUGUCCGAGGAUCAAGCGUUCUUCUUGUUGCGCCAUCUUAUGUUCCGUAGAGGUCUACGGAAAUUAUACCUUCCUGACAUGGCGGCGUUACAACUGUACUUAUACCAAUUGUCCAGAUUAUUACACGAUAGGUUACCGGCGAUUUAUAAUCAUUUCGACAAGCACGAGGUCUCGCCCACAUUAUACGCGGCCCCGUGGUUGCUGACUUUAUUCGCUAGCCAAUUUCCAUUGGGCUUUGUGACCAGAGUUUUUGAUUUACUCUUCCUCGAAAGCACAGAAGUACUGUUCCGGGUGUCAAUGGCAUUGUUAGAGGAACAUCAAGAACAGUUACUUCAGUGUGACAGUUUCGAAGAAAUUAUGGAGUAUCUGAAAACGCGGGUACCGGCUGUGGACAAAGAAAUUCUGGAUCGUGUAAUGAAACGCGUGUUUUAUCCGGAUCAAGAGAUCACGAAGCAACUUAAUGAGUAUAGAGUCGAGUACCAAGUGUUGCAGGAAGAAAUGAUGUCGGUGAAGCCGCAAAUCGAAAAUAUGGAGAAAUUGAAAGUUUUGAACAAGCAAUUGACGCAAGAAGUCACGCAGCUCAACGAGCAACUCGAAAUGACCAUGAGUAAUUUGCAUCGUUUGGAAACUGCCCGUUCGGUGCAACAAUCGACUCUCCUGAAAUUGGAGUCUCAAAACCGCAGUCUAGAAGUAACAGUCACGACACUUGGGGCCUUCGUUCAACAAUUAUCCGACACCCGACCGGACAUCGAAUUCCCGGGCGAGAUCCGUCGGAUAAUCGCGCAGCUCAGUCUUGCAGAGAAACGGAGGAACGUAACAGGAAGAUCCUAUCCUCUGAAAGUAAUCGAGGACAAUAAUAAAUUCGGAAUGAUUAAGAGUAAUUCUACAGGCAGAGAGUCCCACAACUUCUUGAAGAACAAUAACACGGUGGACGCGCCUUAUCCAUUGAAGUCGACCUUGAGCCAACCGAAUCUGGCUACCAAGCUCGAAAGGAUGUCGUCGUUCUUCUCCAACUCGCACAAUCAUAUACAAAAGCAACGAGCACAAUUGGCCACACUCAGAAACGAAUACUCGAUCGAGCAACCGGCCCGGAACGACGAAAACGAUCCAAAAACGGUGAAUAUAGACAUUCAAAUCACUGACACGAUGACUCCAACCAAUGAACAGGUAAUCCAACACGACAACACCCUGAAGAUCCAAUUGGAGAACAUGGAAAAGUCGAUUUCCUUGCCGUUGAACGCCCGGAUGAAGUUGAAGUCGUCGAAAUCUGCGUACGAAUUGGGAUCGGUUAAGAAAGUGCCGACUACCAAGUUGGAAGUCACGAAUGACGAUGACACGGCGAAUUUAACGGGCACGAUGCAUCCUCUCGAUACUUGCAGCGACGUGAACUUCAAAUAUGGCGGAACGACUAAACUGAAGUCCAUUAAGUCCACCAGACUUCCAAGUCCGAGCGGGCAAGAAGACAGCAGCGUCCACAAGAACGCUCAGAAUCAGAACGUAGAGACGUUGAACAGAUAACAAUUACUUAUGAUGUUAUGCUCGAGGAAGAUACCUUGGAAGGUGACUUCCUUGAGGAAAGUAUAUCCGACAAACUAAUAAUGAACAAGUAUACAACGUGUUUAGUACUGUGUUACUCACUUAUAAGAGCGUUUCAUUUAUUCUGUCCACUUGAAAUAUCUUUGUUGUUUUAAUGCUAUGAAAAAGUACGUAUGAAACACAUCAUUUGUUUCAAAGAGAUAAAUAUUACAGUUACUAACACUUUGUUUUAAAAGUAAAUUCUAAUAUUCGUUUCUUUGAAUAAUGAAAUCUUUCUCUUGUACGAUUUUUCAUAUCAUUAAAAAACAUUGAAAUAUACAAGUGCUCGAGAUAAGUAAACCGCUCUGUAUAGACACACACACACACACACACACACACACACAUAAACUUUUGAUACGACGAUCGAUUUUCAUUUUUUAACAAAUGUUACCUUUGCGGAUUGUCGACCGAACCGCUCAGGGUCAUCCACACUUCCCUUUUAUGAUACUUAUACCAAUGAUUUUAAUACCUUAUCGCGAAUGCAAGAGUAGAGAGAA